UAAAUGGGUAGGGCUGCCAGAUCAUCUCCGUCAUCGUUUUUCGAGAGCAGCAGCAACCACCGCUUUGGUUUCUCGACCACCGGCGGUGCAGCUUCUUCCAUGGAUUUCGGCACCGAUCUUAGGCUCGGCCUUAGCAUUUCAACCGCUCCUCUUUAUGAAAGGGAGCAGGUGAGGCUAAGGCAGGUGUUUGGUGAAGAAGAAAAUGAGUGUAACUGUGCGACAUUCUUUGUUAAGGUUUACAUGGAAGGGAUUCCUAUUGGGAGAAAGCUAGAUCUUUUGGCUCAUGAUAAUUACUAUGACCUCAUAAGGACUCUUCAACAUAUGUUCAACACUAGUAUUAUCUGGGCUGAAGCUGAGGUUGAUGGCGAUCAUUAUGACAAAUACCAUGUGCUUACAUAUGAAGACAAGGAAGGUGAUUGGAUGAUGGUCCUGGGAGAUGUUCUUGUCAACUGUGAGGAGAUUGAAGAUUAG
Messenger RNA from Hibiscus syriacus, 471 nucleotides. Its product is annotated as auxin-responsive protein IAA20-like. Bases 4 to 471 code for a protein of 155 amino acids. Gene Ontology annotation, molecular function: protein binding. Gene Ontology annotation, cellular component: nucleus. Gene Ontology annotation, biological process: regulation of DNA-templated transcription. NCBI's taxonomy places the organism in Eukaryota, Viridiplantae, Streptophyta, Magnoliopsida, Malvales, Malvaceae. The transcript is spliced from 4 exons. The record is from RefSeq and is a predicted model, not a curated record.